This is a messenger RNA of Cryptomeria japonica (Japanese cedar), 893 nucleotides long. RefSeq lists its product as uncharacterized. The transcript has 5 exons. Lineage: Eukaryota; Viridiplantae; Streptophyta; Pinopsida; Cupressales; Cupressaceae. The record is from RefSeq and is a predicted model, not a curated record. Bases 107 to 397 code for a protein of 96 amino acids.
AUUCAAACUAAAACAACGGUCGACUAAAUAUAAAAGCACUCUGUUGAGAAGCAGCUCACCGAUUCUUUUCUGUUUGCACAUCAAUAGUAGAAAAUUAUCUUGUUUAAUGACUGUCAAUUUAAACAGUCUAUUCUUCUUCAAUCUCAGCAUUGCAGAUGGAUAUGCAGAGCAGUUCAAGUACAUCGACACCCUCAUUAGGGCAUUUUCUCACUUUAUUGUACAGUGUGCAUGCAACGCUUCUUUUGGAAAUGAGUUGGGGCAUUUUCUCACUUUAUUGUACAAUGUGUAUGCAACGCCUCUUUUGGAAAUGAGUUGGGUAUUUAGGGCAUUUUCUCACUUUACGGGACAAUGUGUAUGCAGCGCCUCUUCUGGAAAUGAGUUGGGUAGUCAGGUUUAAGCUUUACAGUUGGCAUUUGACUGGAUGAUUUCAGCAUAAAAUUACUUCUAUUUCUUGCUUCCAUGUUGGAUGCUUAUUUUUUUAAUUAUACGAGUCUAUGGUAAAGUGAAUCUUUGAAGAUGUCCAUGUAAUAGUAUAGGAACAUAAGGAGAAAUUCCAAACACUUAAAUUUCUUAAAUUACUUAUAAAUUCGAUAUGUUUAAUUUUUUUAAUUUCCUCAAUAUUUUGUUAUUGUCAUAUGCUUUCUCCUGGCUAGACUUUGAUUCAGAUGGUACAGGAGAUGGACGGACAAAAUCACUGUGUUAUUUGCAGCAUCUAAUCCAUGUGCUCUCAUAAUUCUAGUUCCUUAACCAUCUUUCCAUAUUUCAUGUCAACAAUGGCUUGCUUAUGUAGAAACUAUUGUCAAGGCUUAUGCUCAGGUAUUGAUAAUUGCUUGUGCAACCUUUUCGCCUUUCUAAUACAUUGAAUGUGCACUAGCAUAAUGCUGGGUGAUUUU